Messenger RNA from Tremella mesenterica DSM 1558, 2949 nucleotides. RefSeq lists its product as uncharacterized. The record is from RefSeq and is a predicted model, not a curated record. NCBI's taxonomy places the organism in Eukaryota, Fungi, Basidiomycota, Tremellomycetes, Tremellales, Tremellaceae. Gene Ontology annotation, cellular component: endoplasmic reticulum membrane. The coding region runs from base 1 to 2949 and encodes 982 amino acids. The transcript has 9 exons. Gene Ontology annotation, biological process: dolichyl monophosphate biosynthetic process. Gene Ontology annotation, molecular function: dolichol kinase activity.
AUGAAUGAAAGAUCAAAUGGGACAUUCAAAUUGGAUAAAGAACCAUUUCAUGGUCAUCAUGAUUGGGAAGGAAUGGAUAAUGUGGAACAGGUUGGAUGGAAAGACUUGAAUGAUCAUAUUGAUUCACAUGGUAAGAAUGUUAUACGUGGUCUUGAUGGAGUAAAUGGUAUCAAUGUUCUAGACGGACUAGAUGGACUAGAUGGACUAGAUGGACUAGAUGGACUAGAUGGAUUUUCAACUCAAUAUGGAGCUUCGGCAAGUUCACCAGGUGGUGUAAGUGGGAAUGAAAGAGGAGAAGAUUUGUUCGUUUCUGCUUUAGGAGAAAUGACAGAGGGUGAAAUUGGACCAGAGUUGAAAAGGGGUAGAGAAGGUAGAGAAGGGUGGGAUGUGAUGGAUAGAGUACCCACACCCACACCUGGUCCAUCCCAACCUCGUCCUUCUCAUCUAACUCGGAAAAUCACACCUCAUAAUCAUCCACCAACCUCACGUACUGUCCUCCCAUGGUUUCUUCCUUUCCCUUUCGCCCUCUCUACUAGCGUGAACGACACACGAGAUAAUCAUCUUGGACAGUUCUCGUCUACUGGAAGUCAAGGAAAGGGGAAGAAACCAUUGAUAGGGAUUCAGAUAACUAGACAAACCUGUGAGGAUAGUUUGAUUUUAUGUAGUGUAGGAUGGGGAGUUUAUGUGUUGGUUAGUAGAUGGGAUGAACGUGCUGUUGCUGGAGAAAUCGCCCUCCUCGUCGGUUUAUCAAUACUUUACAAAAUCAUCCGACCAUCUUCCCCCAGACCAUCCGUCUCCUCUCUACACCCCAUCCCCCGUCCUCAUUCCCCCGCCACGUCAUCUUUCGCCAUCUCACAUAGUCACAUGCGAGACAGAUCUAGUCGAUCUUCUCAUAGUUACGGUCAAGCCACUGCCAAUGGUAUAAAAGAAGAUCUACGACGAUCUUUACCUCUUCACGAAGAUAAAAGUAAUGAACGAAUGGAUUGUAGGGGAAGUAUAUGGGGUACAGAUGAGCGCGAAUAUAGAGACGGUGUGGACGACGGAGUUCUUUCCGCUUUACUCCUCGGUCCACUCGUAGCUUCAGCAAUGCUUCACGCAUCCCUUUCUCUCUUAUCUUCCAAUCCUUCUACGGCUUUACCAAAAGGAUGGAACAUUGAAUCUCCUCUUAUACUCCCCACCACUCCCGUAAGAACAUUCAAAGAUCUCACUUUACCACGCACAGAAGCAGUGUUGGCCCUUUCGGCAUUAGCGACUUCCAGAAGGAAUCUGGUUCAGUUAUUCACUUUGUUAUCAUUUGUGCUUUUGGUACAUCUGACACGAUCUCUUUGGCACGAAAAAAGACUCUGUAGAUGUAAUACAUCAAAUUCGACCCUGGGAUCAAAUUCCGGAUUGACCACUGGAUCAGGGGUACAAGAAAAGGAGAAAGAGAAAGAGAAAGAGGGAAAUGCUGUGGGAUUGUAUUGGGUCAAAAGAGGGGAAUGGAAGAGAACUGGAAGUGUGGUAGGAUUUUCUUUUUUAGUUACGGGUUGUUGUGUGGUAGUUAAGAUUGUUACUGCUAUCAUUGGAAGAGGAGUAUGGAGUGACAUGUCACCAUCAGAUAUCAUCAUCGCUACCCUUUUCUACCAAUUCAGUCUUUAUGUCUGUGUUCGUCUUGCUCGUAAAGGAUUCACUUUGGGUGAACUUGGUGUCGUAUGUAAUGCCGCCACUGCGUUAUUCAUGGAGACUAUCAAUAUGACUCGUAUGAAGAUAACACUCCUCGCUACACCUUACAUCAAAACCUACCGUCUCCCAACUCCUCUUCUGACAUUUCAACUCGCUCUAAUCCCCGGUUCUCUUCUAGCCGGCUUCCUUCUCUCCCCUCUCCUCGUCCUUUCACGUCAUCUAGCUCAAAAACCAGCACAUCGUCUACGUUUCCCACAUGAAAAACCCAUUCAUCGUCGUCUUCUCGCUUUAGGAUUCUACGCCGGUGUAUGUUUGGUUUGUGGAGGUAUAGUGGGUCUUUGGACAAGAUGGUGUUUGAAUUGGAGAGAUCCAUGGUUUUGGGUACUACGUUUCCUUCUCGAUGGGAAACAUUCAUGGACCAGACCUGCUCUUUUGUCCUAUUGGGGAUUAUUAGCUAUGGUUUCUGUGGCUGGUUGGAGCAGACAAUUAAUCAGAGCUAGAAGACAUAGAAGGUAUGUCGUAGGUAACGUUAAUGGUGGUGGAGUAGGGAUAGGAAAGAAUGGGAUUGGGAUUGGGAAUGGAGGUGCAGGUGGGAGUGGUGGUGGUGGUGGUAAAGAUGGUAUGGGAGAUGGAAGUUUGACCGGGGUGGCAAGUCAAAUGAUGGAUGCUGCGGAUCAAAGAAUACCAACUUUGAGCGUUAAUUCAAGAAGAAAGUUUUUUCAUGCUCUAGCUGUCAUCAUGUUCGUUCCCGGUAUAGCGGUUGAUCCAGUAUUCACACAUCUUUCCUUUUCCGUUGCUUUCGCCCUGUUCAAUUUCGCAGAAUAUAUCCGAUAUUUCGCACUUUGGCCAUUCGGCGUAUCAGUUCAUUUAUUCUUGAACGAAUUCCUCGACCAUAAAGAUUCCGGAACGGCAAUAUUGAGUCAUUUUUAUUUAUUAGCUGGUUGUGCGGCACCUUUAUGGUUGGAAGGAUCUUCUAGUGUCAUGGCGAAUUUCGGUGUGUUGGCGGUGGGUGUCGGGGAUGCUCUGGCUUCUAUAGUAGGUAAACGUCUUGGACAUCUACGUUGGACAUCAAGUGGGAAAACGAUAGAAGGUAGUAUGGCAUUCUUCCUUUCUGUUUUACUAUCAACCGUGGUGUUGUGGAUGAUGGGUUUGGUUGGUGAUUUCAAUAUUUCAGCAUAUACACUUACCACAUCACUCGUCACUCUACUCGAAGCUUUCUCUGCUCAAAAUGAUAACCUGAUUUUACCCCUGUUUGGUUGGGCUGUAGGAACUUUGUUAGGGGUAUAA